AUGACGGGAAAUGGGCUAGCAACCCACGAGCACGGGCAGCCCGCGCGCCCCCACCACGCACUCGGCCGUGCGCGCGCGUCUCCUCGGCCCGGCCGGCCCCCCGCCACGCCGCCGGCCGCGGGGCUGGCGGCGGGGCGCCGGGCUCCCCGGCCCCCUUCGGGCACUUCCGCCGCGCGCUCGGCUGCCUUCGCGGCCGGGCGGGGCGCGGCGGGCGGAGGUGCGCGGCCAGUGCGCGCGCGCGCAGCGCCGAGUCUCGCGGCCGCCCCGCCCCUCUCCCCUCCCCUCGGGGCCCGCGGCCGCGCCACCCCCUCCCCCUCGCGGCGAGUGUCGGCGGCGGCGGCGGCGGCGGCGGCCGAGAUUGGAAUCCGCCUGCUGGCGCUGAGCGGAGGAGGAGGAGGAGGAGGAGGAGGGCGGAGGGCGGGGAGAGCGGGCAGGAAGGCUCCGGGGUCCGGCGCGUCGGUCCGCGCGAGACGACCCUCUGCACGGGCGCUGCACGCCGAGGGCGGAGGCCGAGCCGGGGGGCCCCCCGCUCCUCCCCGCCGCGCCCACCCGCUCCGCGCCGCAGGCCGGAGGAUGAGUUCCCCGGGGUCCCGAUUUAUGAAAAUAUGCAUCAGUUUAAUACUGUCUUGGAAUUCAUGAGAUGGAAGCAUAGGUCAAAGCUGCUCGGAGAAAAUUGGAAAUACAGUUUUAUCUAGCCACAUCUCUGAGG
Messenger RNA from Sorex fumeus (smoky shrew), 709 nucleotides. RefSeq names its product spidroin-1-like. The coding region runs from base 1 to 639 and encodes 212 amino acids. The record is from RefSeq and is a predicted model, not a curated record. Lineage: Eukaryota; Metazoa; Chordata; Mammalia; Eulipotyphla; Soricidae. The transcript is spliced from 4 exons.